Messenger RNA from Prorocentrum cordatum, 1221 nucleotides. The record is from the annotation of a GenBank genome assembly. Lineage: Eukaryota; Dinophyceae; Prorocentrales; Prorocentraceae.
CCGUCUCCGGCCGAAGCGGGGGCCGCCACCCGCGCUGCCCCCUGCGGGGCGCCGCCCUUCGGGGCGAUGGUCGUGGCGCAGGUGGUCCGCGUCAGGAACAACACCACUCGGACGUUCCGCAUUCUGGCCGGCGACCCGUUCUACACGCCGCGCGUCGACGGGAAGCCGUGCGCGGGUGGCAGCAUCGAGGUGCCCCCUGGCUUCGACCAGGCCACCGAGAGCCUCGUGGUGCCGUGGAAGUCGCUGACGUGGGUGGGGCUCGAGGUCUCCGAGGAGGACCGGCCGGAGCAGCUCCUGCGCUGCGUCGUGGGCCCGCGCCAGGAGGACGACGGCCGCGACUGGCUGCAGUUCCGCGAUGCCCAGUGGGAGCCCGCGACGGAGGACCGGUGGCUGCCGAUCGGCCGGAGGCACAUGAUGGGGACCGUGGGCGCGGCCGUGGAGCUGGAGCUCACCUUCCGGGACGCCCGGAGCCAGGCCGCGGAUGAUGCCGAGCUUGCACAGAUCACCCACUUUCAGUUCGCGGCCCAUUGCGCGACGCCCCACACGGUCUUUCUCAACGUGUUCGACCUCGCGGGCGCCCUGUCCAUCCCCAAUCAGGUAUUGUGCAACACCGUCAUCAGCACCAUGGGGGCAUUCCAUGCCGCCGUGGAGGUGUACGGGGAGGAGUGGUCUUUCUACCGCACUCCGAAUCCCCAGGCCUGUGGCGUCUGCAAGAGCCUGCGGCCGCGGCACCACCCCGUGCACGUCUUCAGGCAGUCUCUGAACCUCGGGACCACCUCGCUCAAGGAGUGGGAGGUCAGGUACCUCAUCAAGGGCAAGCUCGCGGCGAAGUGGCCGGGGGGCAGCUACGACCUGCUGAACCGCAACUGCAUCCACUUCUGCGAGGAGCUCGUGCUCGCCCUCGGGGCGGACCAGGUGCCCAGCUGGGUCCGGGGCCUCCACGAGACGGGCGCCUCGGUCCUCCGGCUGCCCUGGCCCCUGUCCUACCUGCUCGGCUCCGGGGACGACUCGUCCAAGCGCAGGCCGCUGGCCGACGACGACCGCGGCACCACCGAGGACGACCGCUCCAUGGCCGCGCCCUCGGUGACGUCGCGCGCCGUGGACCCGAACUCCGCGCCGUCGGACGGGCGCUUCGCGGACCAGGACAGCGACGACGACGACGGCCUGGCGCCGCGGAUGGCCCCCGCGCGCGGGGGCGCAGCGCGGGAGGUGAAGCUGUGA